AUGUUUGAAGAGAAACUUCUCAUCGGUGUGGCUUCGGCCUUCUCCACUCUGGCCAUCGCUGCUUGCCUGAUAGUAGUUCCGUCUCUCUACAACACCAUCAAUGAGAUGCACGACGCGGUCCUCGAUGGAGUAACUGUAUUCCGUGCCGAGACUGACGCUGCUUGGGGCCAGAUGAUGGACUUCCAAGUGUCCGUCGCUCCUCCAGCCAAGCCUCGUGAGAAUCCCUUCAAAUCCAUCUUCCGUAGCAAGAGGCAGGCAGGUCUCCCUUCUUUCUGCCAGUGCACGCCACCAAGAGCGACAUGCCCGCCUGGACCUCCUGGACCCCCUGGACGACCUGGAGCACCAGGACAGCCAGGAGCACCAGGACAGCCUGGCAAUGACGCAACUACCACUUAUGCUCCAAUCAAUUGCCCAAGCCUGGAGCUCCAGGAAACAGGGGACCUAAUGGGACAGCCUGGACGUCCCGGAGGACCCGGUAAUGCUGGCCGUCCAGGUCCCGCUGGACCUCCUGGAGACGCUGGAGCACCAGGAAGACCUGGAUCCGCAGGUCAGCCUGGACCAGCCGGGAGACCUGGCACAACUGGAAGAGGUACGCCAGGAAGACCAGGACCAGCAGGAGGUAUCGGAGCUCCUGGAAGGGCUGGAGGUCCUGGAAGAGCUGGAUCUCCAGGAAACGCUGGUCGCCCUGGACCUGCUGGGCAGCCUGGAGGACGUGGGCAGCCCGGAAGAGACGGUCGUCCCGGAAACCGUGGAAACCCAGCACGUCCAGGAGGUGACGCCGCUUACUGCCCAUGUCCACCCAGCUAUAAUCGCCGUGUUCGUGUCUAA
Molecule: messenger RNA, 828 nt
Organism: Ostertagia ostertagi
Lineage: Eukaryota; Metazoa; Nematoda; Chromadorea; Rhabditida; Trichostrongylidae
Source: the annotation of a GenBank genome assembly